AUGGGCCCUGAGAAAGGUGGCACCUGCGCGGGGCGGCUUGGCCAGGGUAGGACAUUCUUCCUGUUCUUAUCUUCGACGACUUCUUCGACUCUCGGGGGCUGCUAUACCGUAGGCGUGCUCGUAAUGGACGAUGCCAGACAGCAGAGUCUGCUUCCAGCAAUCCGUGUGGCGUCUCACAGUAGCAUUACCAACUCGCGUUGCAGCGUUGCACAGUCGGUGGUCGUCGUCGACACUCAUGGCAAGAUCAUGCAUCUUUCUCAAUAUGUGUUCCCUGCAGCUAUUCUAUCGACAGGCGUCGAUGCCUUCUAUCCUUACAUACGCUCUUCAGGCUCAUCUUCGUCAUUAACCAGCCGGCUUGUCAAUCGAUUCUAUCCCUAUCGCUUGGGGAGUUCUGCAAACGAUGAUUCGCUUUUGACCCUGCCGCUCAAGAGGCGCCCGACAUUGAGUCGCCGAGCAUACAACUAUCCUGUUGACAUGGGAAGCCCAGCAACUACUCCGAACAGUGUAACAGUCGACGAGGACGGCAAUGACUUCUCUUACUUCUUUUCGAUGGACUUUGGCUCAAGCAAUGAAUCGAUGUGGAUGUUGUUUGAUACGGGCGGCACUAAUACCUGGGUAUUCGGUACGAAUUGCACAGUCGAAGCCUGUGAAUUGCACCAUACCUUUGGUCAGGAUAAUUCAACAACCUUGAAGAUGUCUGGUGAUACAUUUAGUGUCGGUUACGGAUCCGGAACAGUGUCCGGUCUUUCGGGCACCGACAGAGUCAAAAUUGCCAACUUCAGCUUGGAACUCACAUUUGGUCUCGCCAACAAUGCGUCUAGCGAUUUCGUGAAUUACCCCAUGGACGGCAUCCUAGGAUUAGGGCGCUCGAAUUCGACUACGAUAGGAACAUCGACAGUUAUGGAGACCAUAGCCAAAGACCACCUUUUACAAUCGAACAUCGUCGCAGUCAGUUUGCAGAGAGCGGUCGAUAACACCACGGACGGGGAACUCACCUUCGGCGGUGUGGAUACCACGAAAUUUGAGGGUAGCAUCUCAUAUACCAGCACGAGCACGAGCACAGAUCGGUGGGAGAUACCCCUGGAUGAUGCUGUCGUUGGCGGAACUCCACUCAACUUCACUGGCAAAUCGGCUAUCAUCGAUACUGGAACAACGUACAUUUUUCUUCCCCCAAACGACGCUAGCGCUCUACACGCGUUGAUUCCUGGAUCGACAGCUGCAGGUGACAAUUUCGAGAUCCCAUGCUCGACCAAUACGACUGUGCAAUUCACGUUCUCGGGGGUAUCGUACAGUGUGUCAUCUCAGGAUUACGUUGGUUCGGCAACAAACAGCUCUGGGACGACUUGCUACUCAAAUAUCAUUGGCGUUCAAACACUAGGUCCCGAUGAUUGGCUUUUGGGUGAUACUUUCAUGAAAAAUGUGUACAGCGUUUUUGAUUUUGAUCAAAACCGAAUUGGCUUUGCUUCCCGUAAUGGUACAGCAGGCACUACCGAUACUUCAUCAGGUUCCGCAUCUCCUAAUUCAGCAGCAACCGGGACUUCCACAGGUUCUACGUCAAGCACUACCCAGGUAGUCAGUGCGACCCAGAGCAGGUCAACUUCCGGCAGUGCUACCACAUUAGCACUUCCAUUCUUGGCCAACAUUGUUACUUUGGCCGCUUCUCUAGGCUUGUAUUCUCUGUUUAGUCUAUGA
Messenger RNA from Talaromyces atroroseus, 1692 nucleotides. RefSeq lists its product as hypothetical. Gene Ontology annotation, biological process: proteolysis. Lineage: Eukaryota; Fungi; Ascomycota; Eurotiomycetes; Eurotiales; Trichocomaceae. The record is from RefSeq and is a predicted model, not a curated record. The coding region runs from base 1 to 1692 and encodes 563 amino acids. The transcript is spliced from 3 exons. Gene Ontology annotation, molecular function: aspartic-type endopeptidase activity.